Molecule: messenger RNA, 3490 nt
Organism: Macrobrachium nipponense
Lineage: Eukaryota; Metazoa; Arthropoda; Malacostraca; Decapoda; Palaemonidae
Product: fas-binding factor 1 homolog
Biological process (GO): establishment of epithelial cell polarity; cilium assembly
Cellular component (GO): ciliary transition fiber; ciliary basal body; centriole
Source: RefSeq, a predicted model, not a curated record
AAACGUUAAAUGCUCUCUCUUACAACCCUAGGUUGCCAAGCAACAACGUACAAAUUCAGAACUAGGGCUAUUAAAGUUCAAUGUAAUUCCGGUAUUUACUGUCAUAUUUAGGAAAGGCCGAGAUGACAUUCAUUAAUUAUUUGGACCGAAUUAGUAUGCUCUGAAUGACCUUUAGGAGGAGACGGUGUCAGAGACCUCGAGGAAUGUAGUAGACAGACCCGUCCAGGCUCCAGCCUUCCUUCAUCGGACACAUUUAGGGCAGAAAUGAGCGAUAUGAAUUCUGUUCGAGAACGGUAGGCUUCUUUUACAGGCAGUGGAAAGUGUAUCCAAUGCAUCUUUAAUCUUGUCUCAAACUGAUUAGCCUGCCGUCACAAUGAGUGAUAUUGAAUUCAGUGCCGCGGACUCAGAUCCUGUUUCUGAUGUCAAUCCAGAAGAAAUGGCAAAGUUAAUGGCUGAUUUGGAGGAUUUGGAUGAUGGAUUACCCAAAGGCAAACCCAAGUCAGCAACUUCACAAAAAAGUGAAAAAGAUGCAAAUCGUCGAGUGACCUUUGAUAACAAAAACUCCCAUCCUCUUCUAAAAACAAAAGAAGCCGCUAAUGAUGAAGAUGAUGAUUGGGAUGCCGAUGACUUACUGUACUCUGAUGAUGACACUCAUAAAAGUAAACCACCAAAGAAAACAAAAUCGCCAGGUAUAACUUCAUCUUCAUCAACUAAAGUUACUAGUCCAAGAAAAAAUAAAUCAGAUCCUGAAGAAUCAGUUCCAAAAGCAAAUGCAAAGAGUCAGUUAAUGGCUGAUCUCUUUAGUGACGAUUCACCCAAGAAAGAUUCUGGUAAAAAGAUAAGUACACCCCCACCUAAAGCAACCAAACCAGAUAAAAGUAAGUUGAUGUCUGACCUGUUUGGUGGAAGUGAUAUGCCUGAAGAUCACUCAAAAAAAGAAAGCCCUGUAAAGAAGACACUGCCUUCUUCAAGCUCAAAACAGGCUAAUGUGGCUAAAAAGACAAAGGAUGAAAUUACUUUUGAUGAUGAUGAUGAUGAUCUACUAGGAGGUAUUGGAGACUCUAAUCCUAAAAGCAAAGUUUCAUCUGACUCUCCUCAGUCAAAGGGGUUUUUGGAUAGUCUUUUAGCUAAGAGUACUACAACAGAAAUGGCAAAAGGGAAAAAAGAGAAGUCUCCAGAAUUUGUGCUGGAUGAAAAAUACAAGAAUAUUGGAAAAGAAAAAAAGGAAGACCUUGGAUUUGGGCAUUACUUACCAUCUUCAGGCAAAUCCGGUAGCCCUCAUCAAAGGACUCCUAAGAAGAGCAGUUCAGAUGAUCCAUUUGACUUUUUAAAUGACCCUGAACCAAGGAGACGAAAUCCAAGAUCUGCAACACAACAAAAGACAUUUGAAAUUGAUGAUGAUGAUAUUUUAGGGAAUGUUAGGUCCCGUAGAGGAAAAACCAAAGAAAGUAAAGAUCCACCACAGAGUAAAGGCAACUCAGCCAAAAAUCCAUCCUCAUCUUCUAAAGCAAAAGGUGAUGAUUGGUUGUUUGGAAGUUCUGGAAGUCCUGAUAAAGCUGCAAAAAAGGAGAUGGAUGAAGCCUCUGUUGAAGCAACUGUUGACCAUGAAAGUAAUAAAGCCAAGUCAGGCUCACCUAAUAAAUCCCAGGAUUGGCUUGGAAACCUGCUAUCUGGUAGUAAGAAGUCACCUGUCAAACCACCUCAGGGUUCUUCUAAUGUAGAUUCACCAGGUAUGAAGCAAACAAGCCCAGCACAAAGUAGCAAAUCUCCUAUUGCACAUUCAGCACAUGAUGAUUAUCUUAAGGUUGAACAGUCUAAGAGUAUGACAUCAGGCAGAUCUCCAGUUGUAACAGUAGUCCCAGAUGCUCAGAUGCAAAAGACAAGUGAAGUAUAUCAGGAGGAAUUACAGAGACAAAAGGAAUUGGCAGAGAUCCAAACUAGUCAGUCAGUUAUGCAGAUGAAAGCUCACCAAGAACAACUUGUACAACAGCAGGAAGCUAAACUGAAAGCAUUGUCCCAGAUGAAGGCUCAGCAAGAUGAAUUUGAAGCACAUAUGGCACAGCAACUUUUGCAGCAACAAGAAGACUAUGCAAAGUUACAGGCAUCAGCAAUGAAAAGAUACCAGGAAGCUAUGACAUCUAAUGUGGGUGGGUUCGGUUUGAUUCAGUCAGUACCAGAAGCCAAAUCAGAUGAAUCAUUGAAAGAACUACAGGUUCGGUUGAGAAGUGCAGAAGUAGAUGUAGCCAGAUUGACAGCAGAACUGGAUUUGAUUCGUAAACAGCAUUCAGAGGAAGUAGCUAUUUUACAGGAAAGUUUUAUUAAAAGACAUCAGAUGGAAAAAGAUGUAUGGGAACGUACAGAACAGCGACUAAAAGAAGAACUUGAAAACAUAACAUCAGAUUUUCAGACAAAAAUAGCUGCAGUACAAGCUGAAAAGGGAGCUUUGGUUGCUUCACAUGAAACACAAGUUGCAAAUGUAAAAAAAGAAUGGUCUUUGGUAGUUGAUCGUACAAAACAACUUUAUGCAGAAAUGGCUGAAAGAAUGAAGGAAGAACAUAGUGCAGCUCUUGAAAGGAUGAGGUACCUUAAAGACUUGGAACUGAAUGCUGCUAUUUCAGCCUCAGGGCAUGUGAAAGAGGUAGAAACUGUAAUGAUACAACUUGAAAACAAUACUGCCAAUUUAACGGAUUUAACUGCUACCAUCAACACUCGCCAUGAAACAGCACAAGAGAUUACUCAGAGGGCUUUGAAGCUUAAAGAGAAGCAGUUGAAAGAAUCUGAGGCACACCUUGAAGUCUCUCGAGCUGAAGCUGAAAGCGAACGUGGGAGGCUUAAUGUUCUCAUCACCCGCCUAGAGAGCACUCUGAUGCAGCAAGGUUCAGAAGUUGAACAAGAGAAGUGGAAACUCAGUCAGGAACAGAUGAAGACAGAGAUGGAACGGAAAGCGUUGACUGAAGAACGCAAGCAUUUCCAGCUUAGCAUGCAGACAGAACGCCAGAACCUUGCCAGUGCUAGGGAAAGUUUAAUGUCGGAACAUAAAAUAAUGUUGCAAUCAAUUGCCCAAGAAAAACAGGAAUUGGCUUCUCAACGAGCACAGCUCAUUGCACAUGAGAAAGUCGGUCAGUUUUCACCAUUUAGGCACAACGCUAAGUAUAGUCAAGUGGAAUUAGAUGCUGAAAUGAAGUUCUUAAAUGAUGAACAUCGCAGACUGCAAGAAAAGAUGACUGCAGUGGUAUAUAGAGAGAAAUGCCUAGAUGAGGAAGAAGAAAGGCUUGGGGAAUUGAGCUCAAAAUUAGAGCAAGAAAAAGCAAAGAAUGCUGUGGUUAAGGAGUAUCUAGAUCAAGAAAAGUUAUCUCUGAAGAAGAUGCAGGAAGAAGUGGAAUCUCAAAGGCAGAGUUUCCAGGGCACAAGAGAGGAACAACAGAUUCGACUGGCUCAGAUAGCAAGUCAAACACAAGCGUUACAUGCUCAACAAGAUAGACUAGAAAGG